Ramularia collo-cygni is the source of this 258-nucleotide messenger RNA. RefSeq lists its product as uncharacterized. The transcript has a single exon. Bases 1 to 258 code for a protein of 85 amino acids. Lineage: Eukaryota; Fungi; Ascomycota; Dothideomycetes; Mycosphaerellales; Mycosphaerellaceae. The record is from RefSeq and is a predicted model, not a curated record.
AUGCUUCCACUCCGAGUGGACUCUCAGAAGCCCGAAACGAAAGGCAAAGUUUCUGUCCCUGAAGAAGAACGCCGCAACCUGUGGCUUGAGAUUCUGGGAGAUGCAGUCACUGGUGUCGCGAUCAACCCGGACUCCGACUUGUUCAUGGUCGGAGGAAGCUCACUUCUGCUGGUCCACCUUCAAAAGGCUGUCAAGGAACGGUUCGUUGCAAGCUUACCUCUGCAGGCUCUGUACCAAUCGACCACACUCUCAAGGUAA